This is a messenger RNA of Arachis stenosperma, 1122 nucleotides long. RefSeq names its product homeobox protein SBH1-like. Lineage: Eukaryota; Viridiplantae; Streptophyta; Magnoliopsida; Fabales; Fabaceae. Bases 82 to 1122 code for a protein of 346 amino acids. The record is from RefSeq and is a predicted model, not a curated record. Gene Ontology annotation, biological process: regulation of DNA-templated transcription. Gene Ontology annotation, molecular function: DNA binding; DNA-binding transcription factor activity, RNA polymerase II-specific. The transcript has 5 exons. Gene Ontology annotation, cellular component: nucleus.
GAACUCGUCCUUAAAAAACACGGGUGGUGUCCAUAAUUUAGGGGUUUCUUAUCUGCUUCUGCUUCUGCUACUACUUCUUCAAUGGACAUGAUGAUGAAUAUUGACGAAUCCAACAACAACAACAACAUGAUGAGUAGUGAUAGUAAUAAGUUUUUUUCGUCUAUUAUGGCUACUGUCAUCAACAAGAACACCAACAAUUCUUCUUCUUCUUCACCUUCUACCUUCAACAUGCCUCAUCAUCAUAACUAUACCAGCCACCACCAGCAACAACAACAAACCGCCACAAACACCAACAGCAACGGCGGCGCCGGAAGUAGUAGUGUACAAGUUAGGGAUAAGAUCAUAGCACAUCCUCUCUUCCCUCGUCUCUUAUCUUCUUACCUUAAUUGCUUGAAGGUUGGAGCACCUCCAGAAGUGGUGGGUAGGUUAGAGGAGUUAUGUGGAAAGUGUUCAUCAUCAUCAUCAUCAAGAAGAUCAGAUAGUAAUUCAUGCAUAGGUGAAGAUCCAGGGCUUGAUCAGUUCAUGGAAGCAUAUUGUGAGAUGCUCAUUAAAUAUGAGCAAGAGAUUUCUAAACCCUUCAAAGAAGCCAUGCUCUUCUUCUCAACAAUUGAUUCCCAGCUUAAGGCCCUUUCUCUUUCAUCACCACAUUUUGGUACUAAUCAUCAAAGUGAAUCAUCAUCAUCUUUACUACAAAAUGAGGUUGAUGUGCUUGAUGAGAACAACAACAAUAAUAGGAACAUGGAUACAAGUCAAGCUGAAGAAGACAGGGAACUAAAGAUCCAGCUUCUGAAGAAGUACAGUGGAUAUCUUGGUGGACUCAAGAAGGAGUUUCUCAAGAAGAAAAAGAAUGGAAAGUUGCCAAAAGAAGCUCGUCAGCAGCUUCUUGAUUGGUGGAACAGACAUUACAAAUGGCCUUAUCCUUCGGAAUCCCAGAAACAGGCACUAGCAGAAUCAACAGGGCUAGAUUUGAAGCAGAUAAACAAUUGGUUCAUCAAUCAGAGGAAACGCCAUUGGAAGCCUUCUGAGGACAUGCAAUUUGCUGUUAUGGAUGCAACUAACCACUACAUGGAAACUAUCAUGUGCAAGCCAUUUCCCAUGGAUACCAUGCCUAUUCUAUUUUAA